UUAGCCGCAGAGCAUGAAAAACAGGUUUUCGUAUAAUCACCGAGUCUUUAUCUGUGUUUUUUGAAAAAUUACUUCGGAGUAUUCAAUUUACACGGUAGAUAUAAGAUGUGCAAUGUAAGAAGUUGGUCAGAUUAGUGAUUCACGUAUAGUUUGAAGGAAUGGCGAAAGGUACUCGAUUAACGGAGGAAGAACGGAGAAUAAUAAAGAGGUUCAAAGAAGAAAAGUUUUCUAAUCGCUCGAUCGCAACAAAAAUUGGUCGAUCUGAGAAAGUGAAAUUGCGACCUUGAGCUCUUCAAUCGUGGUGUACCGUUUCGUGGUUUCCCUCAGUGUAGAUUCUGCGUACAAGGAUCCCCCCAAUGUCCUGGAAAAAAGAUUUCAACACAACAGCGCGGAAGCACACGCUAAACAUCGCCAUUUAUCGGUCCAUCAUCCUGUUUUCGAGAUGCUCUGCAAUGAUCUGCAAUCUGCAAUUCUACUAGCGCGCUCAUAUAGAAUGUAGAAACUGCCAACCAACAGUUGGUCUCCACAGUUCACACGCUUCUGACGAUGGCACAAAAAUUUGUUUCAUUUCUAUUUUUCCUGACUAUGAACGCGAUUGAUUCGGGAUCGGCAAUCGUUACGAUCGACAAAGAAGCAGCCAAAAUGGAGUGUGACGCGGACACCCCCAUGGUUGUUCCGAAUUUCAAGGCGAAUUGGUUCAAAGCAACCGAGUACUGUCACUAUCUGGGCCGCCACCUGGUGAUUGUGACUUCGCCCGAGAAGCAGCAAGUCAUCAGCAAGGUUCUGGAGGGUACGGACAAAAUCGGUGACAGCUCCUUCUGGAUCGGUGGAAGUGAUCUGGCCGAACUGGGGAAUUUCCAUUGGCACUCAACCGGUACUCGGAUCGUUUGGCACAACUGGAGCGAACUGCUGGUGGUGCCAUCGGCGGAUGAUGUCCGCAAGGAUGACCGGUGCGUGCUGUUGCGCGAUGGUAUGGAACAGGGUGGUUUCAAGUGGACGGUGGUGAACUGCUGGGAUGAGUACUAUUUCGUGUGUGAGAAGGGAGUGUACGCUUGAAUUGCUGAAAUGACCUUAAAUAUAAAUUUCUUUCGAUAAGAGUGAAUG
This is a messenger RNA of Toxorhynchites rutilus septentrionalis, 1104 nucleotides long. RefSeq names its product perlucin-like. NCBI's taxonomy places the organism in Eukaryota, Metazoa, Arthropoda, Insecta, Diptera, Culicidae. Gene Ontology annotation, biological process: biological process involved in interspecies interaction between organisms. The coding region runs from base 547 to 1056 and encodes 169 amino acids. Gene Ontology annotation, cellular component: external side of plasma membrane. Gene Ontology annotation, molecular function: carbohydrate binding. The transcript has 4 exons. The record is from RefSeq and is a predicted model, not a curated record.